Molecule: messenger RNA, 2802 nt
Organism: Diversispora eburnea
Lineage: Eukaryota; Fungi; Glomeromycota; Glomeromycetes; Diversisporales; Diversisporaceae
Source: the annotation of a GenBank genome assembly
AUGUCUAAAAAACUACGUAUUGCAAUUAUUGGUGGUGGAAGUUCCGGCCUGACAGCUAUAAAGGAAUGUCUUGAUAAUGAUUUUGAACCUAUUUGUUUUGAAGAAUGUUCUGAUAUUGGUGGACUUUGGAGAUUUGUUGAUGUCGAUGAUGAUAAAAAUAAAGAUCCACACUCUUCAGUUUAUAAAAGUACCAUUAUUAAUACUUGUUCCGAGAAGAUGACCUUUUCGGAUUUCCCAAUUCCGCCAGAUUGGCCGGCUUAUAUGCAUAAUUCUUUAGUAUUAAAAUACUUUAAAAAGUACGCUGAACAUUUCAAUCUCCUGCCUCAUAUUAAAUUCAAUGCGUCAGUAUUAAAGGCUUCAAUACUUCCUGAUAAACGUUGGAAUUUGCAAUAUACCAUUCGAGGUGAAAAUUCCAAAGAAGAGAUUUUCGAUUAUGUAAUGGUAUGCACUGGUCAUCAUCGUUAUCAUAGAUGGCCAAAAUAUAAAGGAAUGGAUGUAUUUAAAGGCGAACAGAUACACUCUCAUUUUUAUCGAACUCCAAACGCUUUUCAAAAUAAACGCGUUAUAGUUGUUGGCAUUGGAAAUAGUGGAGUUGAUAUUUCAGUCGAAUUAUCUCACUUCGCAUCACAAGUUUAUUUAUGUGUUCGAAGAGGAUCACUUCCUUGGAUUUUUCCUCGUAUUGUAAAUGGAAAACCAAUUGAUCAUUUUUCACAAAGAUUUGAUAGAUUUAUUCCAGUUUCUUAUCGUAAUAGGAGGAUGCUGAAACGUAUUAAACAAAGUAUUGGAGAACAUCCACCUGGAUUAGAACCUAAAACACCCAUAUACUCUUCUCAUCCCACAAUUAAAUCUGAUUUUUUUGAACGCCUGGUUACGGGAACUAUUAUCGUUAAACCAAAUAUUAACGAAUUAAAAUCCGAGAAUAAACAAGUUGAAUUUGUGGAUGGAAGUAUUUUAGAAGACAUUGAUUAUAUUAUUUAUGCUACAGGAUAUAAUAUAAAUUUUCCAUUUUUGGAUAAAGAAAUUGUAUCAGGUGGAGAGGAAAUGGAAAAAGAAUUCGAUGUUGAAUAUAGAGAGAAUUUGGUUUGGUUGUAUAAAAUGAUUUUACCUCCAAAAUUUGAAAAUAUUGCUUUUAUCGGAUUAAUUCAAACCAUUGGGCCUAUAUUUCCUGCUGCUGAAAUGCAAUGCCGUUAUGUGACCAGCUUAAUUAAGGGUUUGAUUAAACCAUUACCAUCUCUAAGCGAAAUGAAUAAAUCAAUUCGGGAACGUCAUCAAAGAAUUCGAGGAAGUUUUUAUAGUUCUGCACGGCAUACGAUUCAAGCUUAUUUAAUAAAUUAUUUGGAUGAAUUAUCCAGAGAUAUUGGUUGUUAUCCAAGUUCUUUUAAAAUUAUAAGAAAAUAUGGAUUUAAAUUUUGGAUGAUUUUUUAUUUUGGAAAAGAAACUCCUAUAAUUUAUCGUUUAUUUGGAAGGAAUUCUUGGGAUGGUGCUCAUGAUGCUAUCCUUCUUUAUAACAAAAUUGAUCCAAAAACCGGAAAGUCUUUAUCAAAUAGAAAUAAAUCGAAUGAAAAGCGAAUCGCAAUUAUCGGUAUUUCGGGUCUUGCGUCAAUUAAAGAAUGUUUGGAUAAUAAUUUGAUUCCUGUUUGUUUUGAACAAAAUUCUUUUAUUGGUGGACAUUGGAAAAAUGGAGAAAAAAAUAAAAAUAAUAAAGAUUUUUAUUCCUCGAUUUAUAAAAAUCUCGUAACUAAUACUUCUAAGCAAAUGGCUCUUCUCUUGUUGAAAAAUAAAAAUAAUAAAAAUCUGAUUACUCCAAAUGAAGAAAAAGAAGAAAUAUUUGAUUAUGUAAUGGUUUGUAAUGGUCAUCAUCAUCAUCCUCAAUUACCAAAGCUUAAAGGAAUGGAUAAGUUUAAAGGUGAACAAAUUCAUUCCCGUUCUUAUAACGAAAAUAAACGUGUUUUAAUUGUUGAUAUUGCAGUACAGUUAUCUUCUGUCGCUUCACAGGUUUAUAUCAGUCUUCGAUCUGGAAAACCAUUAGAUCAUUAUUCACGAUUUAUAAUAUAUGCCAUUCCACCUAAAAUUCGGAGGAAACUAUUGGAAAAAACAAUUUUAAAUACCUAUGAUCCAUUACCUUCUUGUUUAGAAAAUUUAAAACCCGUUGAUCCUAUAUUUAGUACAACGGCAAUAUACGUAAACACUGGUAUCAUUGAAUGUAUAAAGAAUGGAAGUAUUAUUGUAAAACCGAAUGUUCUUGAAUUAAAAUCAAAAGAAGAAGGAAGUAAUCGAAAGAAUAAUCAAGUUGAAUUCAUUGAUGAAAGUAUAGAAAAUAUUGAUGUUAUCAUUUAUGCUACUGGAUAUAAAAUAGAUUUUCCAUUUUUAGAUAAAAGUAUUAUCACAGGAGGUGAUGAGAUUGAACAAGAAUAUGGAAAAAAAUAUGAAGAAAAUUUAGUUUGGUUAUAUAAAAGAAUGUUUCCUGUCAAAUAUCCAAAUAUUGCUUUAAUCGCUCGUUAUGUGGUAAAUCAAAUUAAAGGAUUAAUUAAUCCUCUCCCAUCCCCUCACGAAAUGGAUGAAUCUCUUCAUCAAUUUUAUAAAGAAAAUGAACAAAUUUAUUCUGAUCCUGAGCACCAUACCUUACACGCACCUACUUUAAUAUAUUUAGAUGGGUUAAGUAAAGAAAUUGGAUGUUAUCCUUAUUCCUGGGAGAUAAUUAAAAAAUUUGGAUUUGUAUUUUAUUGGAAAUACAUCAUUUUUGGUAUGGCUACUCCUCAUCAGGAAGAAAUUCUUGGAGUAGAGCAAAGGAAGCAGUUUUAA